This is a messenger RNA of Ostrinia nubilalis (European corn borer), 3474 nucleotides long. RefSeq lists its product as uncharacterized. The record is from RefSeq and is a predicted model, not a curated record. Gene Ontology annotation, cellular component: nucleus. Gene Ontology annotation, biological process: regulation of transcription by RNA polymerase II. Bases 174 to 1631 code for a protein of 485 amino acids. NCBI's taxonomy places the organism in Eukaryota, Metazoa, Arthropoda, Insecta, Lepidoptera, Crambidae. Gene Ontology annotation, molecular function: transcription cis-regulatory region binding; zinc ion binding; DNA-binding transcription factor activity, RNA polymerase II-specific. The transcript has 3 exons.
AUGUGAAAAAAAGUUUUCUUCCUGUUUUUCGCAAGUCGUGACUGAAAAACUUGUAAAUUUUGCCGAAAUCUAUCAGUUAUUUAAUUUAUACUUAGUUAUUAUUGUAUAUAAUGUUCCGUGCUACGAUUUGAACUAACUUUGCGAUAGGUUGAAGUGGUUUUAUUCUUCUCAACAUGGGAGCGCCAUACGCGGAAUUAGAAAAACCUUUGGAAGAGUAUGCCGUGCUCUGCCGGGGUUGCCUGGCGGAGUCCGGGGUCAUGAAGGACAUGGUGGAGUGGGGCCUUACCGAGGACUUCUUUAUGUUCAGUAGUGUGCAGGUGGACCAAUCCAACGGCCUGUCGCAGCUGCUCUGCACCACGUGUGAAGACUUGCUGGACAAGUGCAAGAGCUUCCGCGAGCAGUGCCGCAAAUCGAACAACGUUCUGAUUGACAUCAUGAAGAAAAAAUCUAAAGAAACGUCUAUAUCGCCUGAACCGAUCGUCGAAUUGGUUGAAAAUAAAAACGAUGAAACAGAGGAACAGGAAACCGACCCCAUCUCAAUAUCCUGCAUCCUCUGCGAAGACCAACUAAUCAUCAUGAUAACUGCAGCGGACACCGAAUCUAAAAUAUACUUCUCCUGUCCCUACAGUUGCACCGACAAGUUUCUCAAAAAGCCCGAUUUGCUCCAUCAUCUAUCAAAAUACCAUAAUGUAGACGAAAAGUCGUUCGAAAUCGAAUUCCGAUACUACUGUGCUUUUAAAGACUGCAAUUACCACGCCAGCAAUACUAAAGAAAAUAAAUGGUUUUCCGGCAGGAAGUUUCUGAACCAACAUUAUAACAAAGUGCACAAGAACAAACGACUCCAUUGCGACGUUUGUAGCCUCAGAUUCACGACCGAUUCUGAGUUUAACAGACAUCUAAGUACGUGUAAUAUGAAAUACUCAUGUCCAGUGUGCCCGAUGGAUUACGAUCUGAACGAGAAAUUGCUGGUACAUUUGAUGCGGCGACACCCUGAAAUACACAAACAGUAUAAAAAAGACCGCAAAGCAUAUAAACGAAAGGCCAAAGUAGAGACUGAGACGAAAAAGGCUAAAGUGGAGACAGAGCGGCUUGAAAACUACAUGUGUGACAGUCCGAAGCGCUCUUUCGCGACUCAAACCUUGAAACCUGAAGAAAAUAUAAAAAAUGACGUCUCGCUAUGGAAUAUUCCCGGCAAAAGUGACGAAGCAAAAACCGACGAAAUAUCAACGCAAACUGUUUUCGAAGACCUUUUAUCCCUAAAAUCGCAGAACAGCGAAGAUGAAUCCAUAUUUUUCUCAGAAACAGUCUCCCUAUCCGAUAUUCAAACUCAAACUUUCCCUCUUGAAUUUGGCUUGAGUCGUUCUAACAAAGAAACGAUUACAUCGGAAACCCAAUCUCCAGAUUUGAGCAUAAAAGAAACCCAAACCUGCGUAUGUCUUUACGAUUCGCCUAAAACAAACUAUAGACUCUUCGACAGCGUAUCAUCAAGUCCCUGUAGCAUCAAUUUGACGUCGACUGAGACUCAGACGGCCGAAUUUAGGUCGAGCUUGAGAGCUGAUGUGUUAUUGAGCUUCAACAGCACUGAGACGCAGACGUGCUUUGACGAGGAUCUGGAUAAAAGCGCUUUGUGAUGGCUAGACUUCUAGCCCGAGUCAUUCGGUUUUGUGGAUGACAUCGCGGCAAUGCAGCAGACUGAUCUUGAAAAGCAUGAAAAAUUUUAAAGCUUUAAUGUUAGUUAAGUUUAACUUUUGGAGGUAUAGUCAAACUUGUUCUGACCAACUUACUUACUAAAAGUUAUACGCGUAUUAAACACUAGUUUAAAAUUAUAUUUCCAGACUAAAACUUACUUUUAUUAGUAAGUGAGUUAAUAUUAUGGAGAGAAACGUAUUUUGGGACUACUAAAAAUUUUAUUGUUGUUAUUUUUGAUAUUCUAGGCAAGUGUAAUGUUUCGUUUCAAAAUUGAGAAGUACUGAAAUAUUAUUUAGUUAAUUGUAACUUUAUUUUUAUGGCUUUCUUUGAGAUUGAUAACAUUAUGGUGUUAAUUAAGAUGAUUACAGAUACUAUAUUUUAAUUAAUACAAUUUAAUUCUUCUAGUCAAGUCUAGAUCCAGUAAUUGAUGUCCAUUUUAAUAUAGGUUUUUAUUCGAUAUUAUAACUCGAAUUUAAGGUUUUAUAAUGUCCGGUAACUACGGUAUUUUUAAGAGUAAGUACCUAGUUUAUAGAACUUAAGAAUUUUCCAGACAGUGGCGUAGCUUGACUGGACGGGCCCAGUAUCAAAAAACAUAGCCCUCCUUCUGGCGCAGUCGGGUAAAAAAAGGUUAUUUUUGAACCUAAAAAAGAACCGUAAACUGGGGUCCCUUAUCUAUCAUUGAUACGACUGCAGCUACGCCCCUGCAAGUUCAUAUAGAUUGUAAAAGGUUAUUUUUGAACCUAAAAAAGAACCGUAAACUGGGGUCCCUUAUCAUUGAUACGGCUGCACUUACGCCCCUGCUUCCCAUGUUUACAUUGAUUUUAAAUUACAUGAAAUAUUCAUAGGUUUUAAGAGUUCUCUCAUGUAAGUAUUGAAGUCGGGAGAUAUAUCAAACUUUGUAUUAAGCUGAGCGUGACGUCACGUGACACGACCCAUACUAACUACAUAGUAUGGUGCGCUACGUGUUUUAGUGUGAUUAGUGACGUCACAAGAUGUCCAAAUAUCUGUAUCUUGGGUAUUUUUAGAGAGGAUUUAAGAUAAGAGGCAUGUGUUGUGCACCUAUUUUCUAUAGGUACUUUUUCUUGUUAACUACAUCUACUAUUUAAAUAAAGAGGAAAGAUUUGAUUGUUUGUUUGUAAAAUUCUAUCAUCAUAGACCAGGGGUGGCCAACCGGUCGAUCGCGACUAUUAGUCCAGUCGAUCGUGGCAAGGCCAAAAAUACUACAUGAUUGUGUACUAAACUAUGCUGUUUCAUUAAAGAUUUCAAGAAGUAUGUAAGUGGUAGAUCACCCAGGCUUUUAUUAGUAAACAGAGCCCCGAUUACGGUAACUUUUAUAACGUCUACAAUCCAGACGCGUUUCUGAUUCUGCGAUACGAUUGGUCAAAACAGCUGACGUACGCUGUUGAACGACCAAUCGUAUCGCAGAAUCGAGAAGCGUGUCUGGAUUGUUGACGUUAAAAAUUACCGUAAUCGGGGCUCAGUACAUCUUAUGUCUAUUCAAGUUGUGCACCCCUGUCAUAGACUAGAAUUGGCGGUACGAAGUUCGCCGAGUCAACUACAAACGGACGACAUCACAUCUGACUAAUCCGAUCAAGCUAACUGCACACAUCGCUGAAAUGCGAUUCCCACGCAGACGCACACCACGCGCUCGCCCCGUCCGUAACAGAGCGUCGAUGUGACGUCACGGCUGCCGGGUGCGCAGUUAACUCGAUCAAUAGGUGACAUUUUUGUUUAAAUAUAGCACCUUUUACAAUUAUUUAAGGUGUAACAGUGUUGAGGUUGAUG